UGUAUUAAAAGUUUAUCUGGGGUCAGGUGACUCUAAAUUGGAAACAACACAUGCUGGAUGUUUUGUUUCUCGUGUGACUUAUUUUGAGACACUCUGUUGUCACUUGUCUCUAUCAAAGACAAACAUCAAAUACUGAACCACCUUUAAAAUAACUGUACACAUAAUUUAUGUCAUACCUGGAGAUGGGUCAUUGAAAAAAUAUAAAAUAAACAAAACUUUAACUUGCUGAGUUUUUAGACUGAAAACAGGCACAUAGCUGGCCUGUUUAUGGAAAAGAAGGGAAUGAUGCCAAUAUUUACCUCCUGCUGAAACACGUGGGGAGAAAGAGAGAUUACUGCAUUUACGUCAUAAAAAUAGAAUAAACGUGGAGAAUGGCAAUCCAGCAAAGCCGCUCGGAAACACGUGGAAACAAAGGGCGGGGCGUAGAAGCCGUAAAGUUGUCUCUGAUUGGUCAGCGAGGAUCGGCGAUAAAUAAUUAGCAUUCUGUUUCAACUCUUGUCAAUUAAAAAUAUCUAAUGUCACUAUUUAGGUGUACAUAAGAGCAGACCGUAAAUUCCGUGGUCAUCGGUUACGAUAUAUAACUGAUUUAAUUAAUAAUAAUUUAAAAGGCAUAUUCUUAUUUUAUGUUAUUUUAAUACUUUUAGUAACUUUCUCAGUAUAGAAAAUAUGCAUUAUACACAAUAUCAAUACUUUUAAUAACUUUCUUAAUCAAGAAAAUCUUAAUUAUACACAAUAAUUCAAUAACAAAAUACGUCUUGAGUUAAUUGCGAUUCAGUGGAGGUUUCAUGAGCCACCGCGCGCCCCCUAGAGGAAGGAAAUAUAAUGUCUUCUAAGAAACGGUGAUCAGCGAGCAUUAAGCACUCAAACACACAUGACAGUGUUGUCAACACACUGAGGACAGUGAAACACGGGCAAAGAGAGUCAAGAGGAGCUGAAGUCAGUGCAUCUGCUCCUAAACUCCUCUGUCCCAUCAUGGCUCUAUCAGGAUCUCAAUCACCGGAUGAUGCUUUGCACGGCUCAUGGGUGGAGCUGGAGGGUCUGGUGGCUUCUGCAAGUCAAACAGAAGCACAGGACACCACGGCCUCCUUUCUGCAGGGGGAGCUGGAGAGGAUUCUGCUGGAAGCUCAGCUGGAGUGUGAGAGGAGUAGUCAAACAGAAAGUCCUCCACAGGUCGUGACCCCGAGAACAUCUGGAUCUCCCAAACCAGCCAGUGAGGGCAGCAGCAGCAGCAGCACAGAUUGUGUGACUAUACAGUCGGAUGAGAAUGACAGGCGAGUGAGUGCUGAAUGGGUGUGGGAUUGGUCCAGUCGGCCAGAAAACCUCCCGCCCAAGGAGUUUGUGUUUCAUCACCCAAAGCAGUCUGGCUCUCUGAGCGUGAGGAAGACUGAGGUGAUGAAGAGGGGUUUGUUUUCUUCAGACGUGCUCCUCAUCCUGCUGCCCUCUCUGCUCGCCUCACACGCUCUGACGCUGGGUCUGGGAAUAUACAUAGGGAAACGGCUGGCCUCGUCCUCCACCAGCACACUGUGACAUGUGACAUUUGGCAGCUCACCGAUUGGCUGAAGCCGCUGCCACUAGCACUGUAGCCUAAUCACACCUCUUGUCUCCUCCUGUGAUGGGCAACAGCCUCUUCUGCCUCUGUCUGUGUUUGUACCGUUUCACCACAAAACAAGUCUGUCUGUCUCUCUUUCUCCAUAUAUUUAAGAGGGUCAUAUCAUGAGAAGUCAAAUUGUUCUUGAUUUUCUUAGAUAAAAGAGCCUGAAGUUCUAUGAAAGUGUUUCAGAAUGAUAUGCAUUUCAGAACUCAAAACUUUCUUCUCAAAAACAACUAAUUCUGAACUCCUACAUCAAAAAAACAAAACAAAAAAACAAAUAUUUAUACCUAAUUAUAGGAUUUAUGUAUUUAAAUUGCAUGCACAAAUCAGCAUAAAUGUGCAUCACUUUAAGUUUAUUAGUUUGUGUAUGUAUAAACUGUGUAAUUUAGGCUUAAAUAUGUCUGAUGUCAGACCAAUUAAGGCACAAUUGCAUGACUGCCCAAAUUUGGAUAUUGCUCUAAAAGUCAUAACAGGUCAAAAAUGUUCAUACAAAUAAAAUUAGGGUUGUUAUUGGUGAAAAUAACAAAUUGGUGAAAAGUGGAGCUCAGGGAAAAUGAUAUGUAUGAUAUGACCUCUUUAACCCCAUGAAAGUGUCUUUUUAAGACUAAACUGUCCAUCUAAAUCUUUUUGUAGUUGUUUCACUUGUCCAUAAAGGACUGUGUCCACAUUUGUGUCAGGUUGUCUAAUAAUGUACAAUUACUACAGGGAACACAGAAACUGUAGCACUAAUGCACUGAAAUCUAGCUGAAAGAGAGGAGAAAACUGACAGUGAGCAAAGCAAAAAAGUAUUAUUUUACUUCUUAACCAAAUGCAAGACAUACAUUCAGUUUAAGAGGAUGUUCAGUCACGGAGAGGGUUUGACUGAAUCCUUUUGUGUUUGUGUUUUUGUGGAGCAAUAUAAUGUGAAAAAUCUCAUGUUGCAGUAUCAUGUUUGCAAUAUAUAGACUCAUUCCAUGUUGUAAUGUGAUGGUAACUGGAGUUCAUCAGGUUAAUCUUGUUUGUAACUACUCGACCACAAUAAAUGUCACUCUUACCACCUUC
Labeo rohita (rohu) is the source of this 2632-nucleotide messenger RNA. RefSeq lists its product as uncharacterized. The transcript is spliced from 6 exons. Lineage: Eukaryota; Metazoa; Chordata; Actinopteri; Cypriniformes; Cyprinidae. Bases 973 to 1527 code for a protein of 184 amino acids. The record is from RefSeq and is a predicted model, not a curated record. Gene Ontology annotation, cellular component: mitochondrial outer membrane; mitochondrial envelope; nucleus. Gene Ontology annotation, biological process: positive regulation of apoptotic process; mitochondrial outer membrane permeabilization.